UGGGGUGCGUGCAUGAGCGCGCGCACACUCGUACUCAAAGGUACGGUACAUAAUUAGAUUUUAUAUAAGUAACGAUCAGACUAAUCUGGUUUAGCUUCGCAUGCUGAGAGUACGAUCGAGAUUCAACGUGACGAGUACUUACGAAUAUGCGAAAAUCUUUUUGAAAAUUAUAAGCUGCUGAUCUUUUCAUCGAGAGACCGACGUGGUGAAAGAGUCUAUUUAGACAUUAUAAUUGAACUGGUAUAAUUUGUAUUGAGUUACUACUUUCUAUCAUGGCGGAUCAGGGCAGUCAAUUUGUAACGCAAUACUACACCGUAUUUGACAAUGAUAGAACGCAGCUUGGACGUUUUUACACGAAUGUGAGCAAGCUGUCAUUUGAAGGAGAUGAAUUUCAAGGGCCAGAUGCGAUUCGUGCAAAACUUGUGGGUUUGCCGUUCAAAAAAGUGACUCAUGUUAUAUCAACAGUAGAUUGCCAAAUUACAGUCGACAACAAGCUUCUUAUCGCUGUACUUGGACAGCUAAAGACGGAUGAUGAUCCUCCACAUAGCUUCUUCGAAAUUUUUUCAAUCGGUGAAGAAAAUGGGUCCUUCAUGAUUUUAAACGACAUCUUUAGGCUAUCCCUCCAUACAAUGUAGGAUAAAGAUGCCUCCGUCACAGUUUGUUAUGUGUAAUUGUGUACA
Messenger RNA from Strongylocentrotus purpuratus (purple sea urchin), 680 nucleotides. Its product is annotated as nuclear transport factor 2-like. Gene Ontology annotation, biological process: protein import into nucleus. Gene Ontology annotation, cellular component: nuclear pore central transport channel. The record is from RefSeq and is a predicted model, not a curated record. The transcript has 4 exons. Lineage: Eukaryota; Metazoa; Echinodermata; Echinoidea; Camarodonta; Strongylocentrotidae. Bases 273 to 635 code for a protein of 120 amino acids.